Messenger RNA from Callorhinus ursinus (northern fur seal), 4273 nucleotides. It is a transcript of the gene SEMA4G, whose product is annotated as semaphorin 4G. Gene Ontology annotation, cellular component: plasma membrane. The record is from RefSeq and is a predicted model, not a curated record. Gene Ontology annotation, molecular function: chemorepellent activity; semaphorin receptor binding. Lineage: Eukaryota; Metazoa; Chordata; Mammalia; Carnivora; Otariidae. Gene Ontology annotation, biological process: neural crest cell migration; negative chemotaxis; positive regulation of cell migration.
GUGGGGCCGCGGAGCAGCGCGUCGCCGUCUCUAUGGCCAGGGAUCGGAGCGCGAAGAAAACAGACCUCAGAGAACCAGGACUAGUCCUUCUGUCGGGGCAGGGUGACCCCAUCAGUGACCUACAACCCCUGUAUGACCCUACAACUCCCUUCCACCAUGGAGUUUGUAUCUGAUGCAGAAAGGCAGUGUGUGAUCCAUCCCUCCCUCUGACCUCUAACCUGGGAUUCCAUGGCCACACAACCCUGUGAUUCCAUGUCCCCUCGAUUCCAGGACCCUCCCUGGCCCCAUGACCCCUGACCUUCCAAGUGACCUCUCUGGACCUUGACCCCCGUGACUGUUCUUCCCAUCAUCCCCUGUGACUCUGGCCCUGGCUCCCCUUGGGGGUCUUACUGGUCUGGGCCUCCCAAGGAAAAUGUGGGGGAGGCUCUGGCCCCUCCUCCUGAGCUUCCUCACAGCAACUGCAGUCCCUGGACCCUCACUGCGGAGGCCAUCCAGAGAACUAGAUGCCACCCCGCGGAUGACCAUCCCCUAUGAAGAGCUCUCCAGGACCCGGCACUUCAAGGGUCAAGCCCAGAACUACUCAACACUGCUACUGGAGGAAUCCUCCGCAAGACUGCUGGUUGGAGCCCGAGGUGCCCUGUUCUCUCUCAAUGCCCGUGACAUAGGAGAUGGGGCUCACAAAGAGAUCCGCUGGGAGGCCUCCCCAGAGAUGCAAAGCAGAUGUCAUCAGAAGGGGAAAAACAACCAGACGGAGUGCUUCAACCACGUGCGAUUCUUUCAGCGGCUCAAUGCCACCCACUUCUACGCAUGUGGGACUCAUGCCUUCCAGCCCCUCUGUGCAGCCAUUGAUGCUGAGGCCUUCACCUUGCCAACAAGCUUUGAAGAGGGGAAGGAGAAGUGUCCUUACGACCCAGCCCGUGGCUUCACAGGCCUCAUCAUUGAUGGAGGCCUCUACACAGCCACACGGUAUGAAUUCCGGAGCAUCCCUGACAUCCGCCGGAGCCGCCACCCGCACGCCCUGAGGACUGAGGAGGCACCGAUGCACUGGCUCAAUGAUGCUGAGUUUGUCUUCUCUGUCCUGGUGCGAGAGAGCGAGGCCAGCACAGUGGGUGAUGACGACAAGGUUUACUACUUCUUCACAGAGCGUGCCACUGACGAGGUCCCCAACAGCUUUGCUCAGAGCCGCAACAGCCACCGUGUGGCCCGUGUGGCCCGUGUGUGCAAGGGAGACCUGGGAGGAAAGAAGAUCUUGCAGAAGAAGUGGACCUCCUUCCUAAAGGCGCGUCUCAUUUGCCACAUACCCCAGUAUGAGACGCUACGUGCUGUCUGCAGCCUGGACGCUGACACCUCAGCCCGCACGCACUUUUAUGCGGCCUUCACGCUGACCACACAGUGGAAGACCCUAGAGGCCUCAGCCAUCUGCCGCUAUGACCUGGCCGAGGUGCAGGCUGUCUUCGCAGGUCCCUACAUGGAAUACCAGGAUGGUGCCCGGCGCUGGGGCCGCUAUGAGGGCGGGGUGCCGGAGCCCCGGCCUGGCUCAUGCAUCACAGAUUCAUUGCGCACCCGAGGCUACAACUCAUCCCAGGAUUUGCCAUCCCUGGUCCUGGACUUUGUGAAGUUGCACCCACUGAUGGCCCGGCCCGUGCUGCCCACACGCGGACGGCCCCUGCUGCUUAAGCGCAAUGUGCGCUAUACACACCUCACAGGGACGCCUGUCACCACGCCUGCCGGGCCCACCUAUGACCUGCUCUUUCUAGGCACAGUCGAUGGCUGGAUCCACAAGGCCGUGGUGCUGGGCUCUGGGAUGCACAUUAUCGAAGAGACGCAAGUGUUCAAGGAGCCCCAGUCUGUGGAAAAUCUGGUCAUCUCUCCAAUGCAGCAUAGCCUCUAUGUGGGGGCCCCUAGUGGAGUCAUCCAGCUACCACUGUCUAGCUGCUCCCGCUACCGCUCCUGCUAUGACUGCAUCCUGGCCCGGGACCCCUACUGUGGCUGGGACCCCAGCACGCAUGCCUGCACCAUAUUCAGCGGGUCCCAGGGGAGCAGGACGGCCCUGAUACAGGACAUGGAGAGAGGCAACCGAGGCUGUGAAGGCAACAGGGACACAGGGCCACCACCACCACUGAAAACCCGCUCUGUGCUCCGAGGGGAUGAUGUCCUCCUGCCCUGUGACCAGCCAUCCAACCUGGCCCGGGCCUUGUGGUUGCUCAAUGGGAGCAUGGGCCUGAGUGAUGGGCAGCAUGGCUACCGCGUGGGCGUGGAUGGGCUGCUGGUGACAGACAUACAGCCUGAGCACAGUGGCAACUAUGGCUGCUAUGCUGAGGAGAAUGGCCUCCGCACCCUGCUGGCCUCCUACAGCCUCACAGUCCGGCCAGCCACUCCUGCCCCAGCUCCACAAGCCCCUGCCAUGCCUGGGGCACAGCUGGCCCCUGACGUGAGGCUGCUCUAUGUGCUAGCCAUCGCUACACUUGGCGGCCUCUGCCUCAUCCUAGCUUCCUCCCUCCUCUAUGUGGCCUGUCUUCAGGGAGGCAGACGAGGGCAUCGAAGGAAAUACUCUCUGGGUCGGGCUGGCCGGGCAGGGGGCUCUGCUGUGCAGUUGCAGACUGUUUCAGGCCAGUGUCCUGGAGAGGAAGAUGAGGGUGAUGAUGGGGAGGGGCCUGGGGGACUGGAAGGUGGCUGCCUCCAGAUCAUCCCUGGGGAGGCAGCCCCAGCCCCACCGCCUCCACCACCCCCACCCCCACCGGCUGAGCUGACCAAUGGGCUGGUGGCUCUGCCCAGCCGGCUGCGCAGGAUGAAUGGCAACAGCUACGUGCUCCUGAGACAGAGCAACAAUGGAGCACCAGCAGGGCCCUGCUCAUUUGCCGAGGAGCUCAGCCGCAUCCUGGAGAAGAGGAAACACACGCAGCUCGUAGAGCACCUGGAUGAGAGCUCUGUCUGAGCGCAGCCUCCUAGGACAAAUGCUCUUCCAAGCCAGCCUGUCUGCCCCAGGCUGGGCUGCUGCUUCCCCAACACAGCCACUCUACCUUCAGUCCCCCCUCAACUCCAGGCCCUUCUCCCAACUUUUUGAUGUCCCAGUAGGGCUGGCAGAGUCAGGCCCAGCCAAAGCCCCCUCCUCAGUCUCCACAGACCCAUCUGUGAGCAGCCCAGGCCAACCGGUGCUCCUCAGAGGCAGGGCUCUGCAGGUCCAGAUGACCUCAAUGUCACCACCCUCUGCAUGGCCCUAUGUGCUGGACGGUCCUGAAACCAGACGAGACCUCUGCCAGCCACCAGAGCCACCUGAGCCCUGCGUACAUUCACACAUGCACAUGGAUGAAUGUCUGUCAGCUGGGCUGCAGGGCCCCCACCCCCAUCUCCCGGUGCAUUCUUGUGUUUCAUUUCUCCUGGACUUUGGGUACCCUUCCAAUUGCCACAUCCCAUCCUAUCUAGUCCUCUCCCCUAGUUCCAGCCCCAUGUGGUGACCUCUUUGGCAAGAGCUUGGGAACAGGCCAGCCUGGGGAGGUAAGACUGUGAGACUGUGUCAUUCCCCUCUUCUUCCUUAAUGUGCAGCCCUCGUGAGUCAGCCCCCCCACCCCCUUGGUCACUCUCAAGAGUGACAGAGAGAGCCCCAGGCAUGUCCCUUCACGCACAUGUGCUUACAUUUCCACAUGCAUUUCUGAGCCUCCCUUUGCUGCCUCGGACCUGUGUCUGUUGGGUUUGGUCCAUGGACGUUUCAGAGGGAGAGCCCUCUCCUGUCCAGCUGUCCUCUCAGACAUUUCCCUAGGAUGGGUGACCAACACUGCAAUGAGCCAGCCUCCCUUUUGGGGACCAAGCAUUUGCUACCCCUAGACCAGAGCAGGGGGAGGAGAUCUGAUGUCUCACCUGGCACAUGAAGCCCGUUCUUGGAACUAUGCAAAGGGCAGAGGCUGGGAGUUUGGAUGCUUGGCUCCCAUCCCUGUCCUACCUCACCGGGGCACUUUCAGGGUCCAGGGGCCUCUAAAGUCUCCAGGCCCAUAUGGGACAAUCAAAUCCUGACUGAGCUCCCCUGUUCCCCUUGGGUGAGGAUGACUGUUAUUUUUGUAGCUGAGAACGUGGAAUCCCCACGGAUUUUUACUGCCCUUCACCCAAUCUCUCCCACCUCCACCCCACAAUGAAUGUAUUUAUUGUGAGAACGGCUAUACUUAUUUAGGAAUGCCCCCACUCACCACCCAGGUGGGCAGAACAGGCAUGUGACAGAGUGGGGAGCCUGGGCUCAGCUCCUCCCCCUCCUGUUGGUUAAUAAAUACCCUCUCUCCCCACA